Leopardus geoffroyi (Geoffroy's cat) is the source of this 2314-nucleotide messenger RNA. RefSeq lists its product as uncharacterized. NCBI's taxonomy places the organism in Eukaryota, Metazoa, Chordata, Mammalia, Carnivora, Felidae. Gene Ontology annotation, cellular component: nucleus; cytosol; perinuclear region of cytoplasm. Gene Ontology annotation, molecular function: small GTPase binding; GTPase activator activity. The record is from RefSeq and is a predicted model, not a curated record. Gene Ontology annotation, biological process: nucleocytoplasmic transport; activation of GTPase activity. The coding region runs from base 691 to 1959 and encodes 422 amino acids. The transcript has 10 exons.
UAGAUCUUUGGGGGCCUUUACUCUGCCCUUGUAUUUACAAGCCCCAAAGCCACUACCCACAGCCAGAUUUCUUAAAAUCCUUUUUCCUCCCCCAUCCACUCCCUAACUGCAACUGCUUUCCCUUUGCCUCUUCAAUAUCUCCCCCCAUCCCCCCCCAAAAAAACCUCUGUCACAGCCCAGCCCUGAGCUGCCUCCUUUAUCCUGGCGUCCCCUUCCUCGUGGGCCUGGGGAGGGGAAACCGCUCCAAAAGGAAAGCGGGCUGCGGGCGGGAGAGUCCCCUCGCGGGUGUCCGCGUGCAGCCUUGGGGUGGGACGCAGCUACCUUUGGCGACCUCUGCCCCGCCCCAGGCCCUGCCGACGGCCAGGCACACACGGGUCCCCAACUUCUGUCUCCUCCUAGACCUCGUCCCUCAUAGCGCUACUGGCUGUGUCGACCUCGACCCGCGGCGAGGACACUCGGAGCUCUCCACGCCGGAGCCCAGACCCCACACCCACGAACCCUGGAGGGAGCUUUCCCCCCGCCCCCUCGCGAGCCGCCCCCUCCAGCCCCCGCCCCGCGCCGCGCCCGCCGGCGGCCGUCUCCAUGGCGCGGGGCGCACGCGGGAAGCCGGCCAGAGAGGGACGCGGGAACCCGGCGCCCGGGGCAAGUUACAAUUUUCAGAAUCCAUAUGGAAUCUAACCCUGUAAGACAAUGCCAAGAGAGAAAGAAGGAAAACAAAAAACUAAAGAAACACCCCUGCCCAUCGUUCCAAUUCUUCAAAAGUUCCUGAAGACCUAUCAGAAGCGUUGUGCACAGACUCAGACAUCUGUGUGUCCAGCCAUCAAACAGGACUUGAAAACCAGCAUCAACAACGAACAGAUUCUCAGGAAAUUUAUGCUUGUAAGACCUGAUGACUCCCCACCAAGCAUCCUGCCAAUUUCCUUGGGACCUUUGCUCAUGACAAUUCGAGAUGAGUGUUACCUGCUGGGGAAGGAGAUCUGUAUCUGGGGCCUUCAGCUGAGUAACCCAGAGAUUGCCAGACUGGCUUCACUUCUGGAAUUGAAGGGGCGUACCACCUGCCCAUUUACCACCCUGGAACUCAUUGACUGCAGGAUGGAUCUGUGGUCUCUCCAGAGACUGGGCAGGGCUCUGCCAUGCAGCUAUUUGCAUUCUCUUGUCCUGGAUUACUGCAGAUUUGGAAAUGAAGAAAUUGAGGGUAUUUUCUCAGGCCUGGAGAACAACCAAAGGCUUCAAGUCCUCAGUCUGCGCUACUGUGGUCUGGGGCCACAAAACGGGCCGCGGCUGGGCUCCAUCAUAUGCCAGAGCUCCAUUUGUGAGCUGCACCUUGAUGGCAAUUACUUACAGUGUUCUGGAGCCCUGGCUCUCCUCAGACCCAUAGCAGAGUACGCAGAGAUGCAGGGGAAAGACCAGCCAGACACCAGGAACUCCCCUCAGCAGCUGCAGGCCAAACAGAGGGCAAGUUCAACUUCGAACCGGAUUACAAAGCCAUCUGGUGCUGAAACAGGGAAAACUGCUUCAGGGAAGGAGAGGAGAAAAAAAGGAAUCAAAAAAAUUAAAGAUUCGGCUGGUCCUUGGUUAGUGAAAUUGUAUUUGGCAGAUAAUGGCAUAGAUGGAAAAGGAAAAGAAGGAGAAAAUGGCUUGUUGGAAUUCACUCAAAUUUUAACAUGCCUGAUCAAAUACUCUGCUCACUUAAGGGAAAUUGACCUUGGAAACAAUGUCCUGGGAGAAAUGGCUGCUACUGACAUACUUGAAGCAUUAAGAGCCAGAAAGACAGGUAAACGUCCAGUCUUAAAAAUUACAGUCACUCCUCAAAUAUCUUCAGAAACCUUCAGAUCUAUUUGGAAAAAUAGCAAGAAAUCUAGUAUUACCUGUAAAAAGAAGAAAAAGGUAUGCUCUCGGAUGUCUGUGUCUGUGAAUUUCAGCCACCAGGGGAGUGCUGUAUGGAUUCCUGGGCACUAAACUGGGGUAGAUGCCAUCCUCAGCAGAUUUUGCACUUGAUAAAAUCAUGAGAAUUUUGGUUCUGGGUAACAGUAUCCUUGUGAUGGAUGAUGAUUGUACAAAGGACAAGUAGUAAGGGAACAACAUAGUUCCCUCAAAUGUUAGUGCAAAUCUUGCCUCCUGUCUUCAGCUUUCCCACUUCCCACCCAAAUCCUGGUUCCUGUUAGCUUAUUGUGGAUUUGAAAUGGUGAAUUUACUCAAACUAUUUAUGAAGCAUGUGGGAUCUAUUAGGGGGUAAUGAUUUACAUAUGUUUGCUCUUUAUUGUAUGAAGUUGAACUUCCUUUUUUUUUUUUAAUUUGUGAUUCUUGUUCAUUA